Molecule: messenger RNA, 1681 nt
Organism: Gloeophyllum trabeum ATCC 11539
Lineage: Eukaryota; Fungi; Basidiomycota; Agaricomycetes; Gloeophyllales; Gloeophyllaceae
Exons: 9
Coding region: 1-1500 (499 amino acids)
Source: RefSeq, a predicted model, not a curated record
AUGUCGCCGGGCAUGGUCAAGAACCUCUUCGGUUCCAAGUUGCGAUGUGGUUUGCACGGUGUACAGCGAUCGUUGCCUUGUCCUGAUCCGCAGACAGUAAACAGGCUUAACGGUGAGUCGUUCCAGCAGGACGCGUUAGUAACGUUUGGAGCGUACCAGUACGCGGUACACUACCUCCCCUCCACAACGAACGCGUCCGUCCGGCACCCUGCGCUCUCGAGGCGCGCUUUGGAUGGCAGCAGUAGCGGCCCGUGGCAGACGGCCACGUUCGCGGAUUACGACCAGACGGAUGACGACGGUCAUAAUAUCAUCUCGCUCGGCAUCUCCCCCGGCGACGGCACCCUCCACCUCGCUUUCGACCAGCACGACAACCCGCUCAACUACCGCAUCUCGGAGGCGGCGCUCGCGACCUCGCCCCCUCCCGACUCUGCCUGGGCGAAUAUCACUGCGCUUUUCUCCCCCGUCAUGAAUUUCCUCCCGAAUCUGACUGAGCUGGACAAGGACACGUACUUCAUCAACAUCACAUACCCGAGGUUCUUGAGGGUUCCGGAGGGCCUGCGAGGAGAGGAUAAGCCUGAUUUGGUGCUGGAGCUGAGGGUGGGGCGGUCGGGGCUUGGGGAUGAUUGGUUGUAUACGUAUGCGCCUGGCGAGGGGUGGGCGCUCGUAGGGAGGUAUUUGGAGGGUGUGAACAAUAACGCCUACAUUAACGGCUUGGACUUCGACUUGCGUGGCAACCUACACGUCACUUGGACGUACCGCGACUAUGUUAACGACAUCGGCCAGAACGUCGCGGUAGAAGCGGGGCCGAACGGACCCGAGAACAAUCACGACUUGAACUAUGCCUUCUCCCCGCCUGGUGCUUCUCCACUCAUGACGUGGAAGAACAACUGGGGUCAGAUGGUCGGGAACUUAUCUGCUAGCGACGUCCCGCUCGACGCAGAACCCAUCCUCCCCAAUAGCGCCGGUAUCGUAAUGUUCGGCAUCCCAAAAUACGGUGGCAUCCUGAACCAGGAAGCACAGACGGUUGACCGCGACGGCCGCGUGCACGUCCUCAACCGGGAGAACACGACGGGCGUCGAGCGGUGGUACCACUACUGGCGGAGCACGACGGGCGACUGGACGCGAACGCCCCUGCCGCUCACGUUCGACCCGCCGAGUGUGAAUAAUGUCACGGGCACACCGACGGUUAUCGGGAAGCGGGGAAAGCUCGUGGCCAUUCCGCCUUCCCAGUCGCCCGCACCCCUGUUCGACUCGUCCUUCCCCACAACACUGCUUUACGUCCUCCCUUCUAACGCAGCGAACUCCAGUGCGCUGACGAUCCUCGCGUCCACGGCACCCGGCCACUUCCGAGAUUGGCGCGUCGUAUGGGAGGUGAGCGCGGGGUGCGGGUGGGAGCCACUGUUUGAUCGGUAUAGGCUGGAGAAAGACGGGGUGCUCAGCUUUUACCUGGUUAAUGGGACGGACGUGGGAGUGUUGGAUUUAGGGAUGGAGGGGCUAUGAAUGAGGUGGAAAGAGAUGCGGGCCGGGGAUGUGAAUAUGAGGCGACGUGAAGGAGUCGUGAGGAGGGGCAACGACAUGAGACAUGACAUACAGAAGCUCCUCCUUUCGAUAUGGUAUUGAAUAGCAUGCGAGGCGAAUGGGCGCUUCCUCAGCGAGCAAUGCCACACUGAUCGUGACGGUG